Messenger RNA from Frankliniella occidentalis (western flower thrips), 4106 nucleotides. It is a transcript of the gene scalloped, whose product is annotated as protein scalloped. Gene Ontology annotation, cellular component: transcription regulator complex. Gene Ontology annotation, molecular function: RNA polymerase II cis-regulatory region sequence-specific DNA binding; DNA-binding transcription factor activity, RNA polymerase II-specific. The annotation marks the transcript as partial. Gene Ontology annotation, biological process: regulation of transcription by RNA polymerase II; embryonic organ development; hippo signaling. The transcript is spliced from 9 exons. The record is from RefSeq and is a predicted model, not a curated record. NCBI's taxonomy places the organism in Eukaryota, Metazoa, Arthropoda, Insecta, Thysanoptera, Thripidae.
GCCGCCACGAUUGCCUCACCGUGGACGCCGUUGUCCGGGCCCGGGGACGCCGACAAGGGCCUGGACUUGGAUGUCGGCGACUGCGAUGACGACAAGGACCUCGCCUCGGCCGACGCGGAGGGCGUCUGGUCGCCGGACAUCGAGCAGUCGUUCCAGGAGGCGCUCGCCAUCUACCCGCCAUGCGGACGGAGGAAGAUCAUCCUGUCGGACGAGGGGAAGAUGUAUGGUCGAAAUGAGCUUAUAGCAAGAUAUAUCAAAUUGAGAACAGGAAAGACAAGAACGCGCAAACAAGUCAGCUCUCACAUUCAAGUUCUUGCUCGUCGGAAACUCCGGGAAUUGCAGGCUAAACUCAAGGUACCUCCGAGGCUAGGGAUCUCAAGUGAUCUUGCCGCAGAUGAUGCUGACUCAAACGGCACAGCACAGCACAGCGCGCUUCUUGCCAAGUUUUGGCAACCUGGUCUACAACCUGGAACAUCACAAGAUGUCAAACCAUUCAGCCAAUCGGCCUAUGCGGCUGGAAAGCCAGCAACCGCAGUUUCAUCUCCUGAUAUGGCACUUCAAGCUGCACCUCCACCAGCCUGGGAAGGCCGUGCCAUUGCAACGCAUAAGCUGAGACUUGUUGAGUUUUCAGCGUUCAUGGAACAGCAACGAGAUGCAGACAACGUCCAUACACAUCUUUUUGUACACAUAGGAGGCACAGUUACUUAUGCAGACCCACAAUUAGAGAGAGUAGAUGUCCGUCAAAUAUAUGAUAAAUUUCCGGAGAAGAAGGGAGGAUUAAAGGAAUUGUAUGACAAGGGUCCUCAAAAUGCAUUUUUCCUUGUCAAAUUUUGGGCUGACCUUAACACAAACAUUACUGAGGUUUCAGAGGCUUUCUAUGGUGUUUCUAGUAUGUAUGAGAGUAAUGAGAACAUGACAAUAACCUGUUCAACUAAGGUUUGCUCAUUUGGCAAACAAGUUGUGGAAAAAUUAGAAACCGAAUAUGCAAGAUUUGAGAAUGGAAGAUUUGUUUACCGUAUUCCUCGCUCACCCAUGUGCGAGUAUAUGAUCAAUUUUAUUCACAAAUUAAAGCACCUUCCAGAAAAGUACAUGAUGAAUAGUGUGCUUGAAAAUUUCACCAUCCUUCAGGUGGUCACAAACCGUGAGACACAAGAAACCUUACUAUGUAUAGCAUAUGUCUUUGAAGUCUCAACAUCAGAACAUGGUGCUCAACAUCACAUAUACAGGCUUGUGAAAGAUUAGUUUGUCUGUUACUGUGUCAUUUGAAAAUUGCAUUGGACAUGAAUAUCUCUUGACACAUGCUGACCAUUCACCAAAAAUGCUCUCCAUCUGUGCCUAAUUUUCACCUCCAUUGAAUGGUCUCUUAAGUAUUAUGUGUUGUUUUUUUUGUUUGUUUUAUUUUGUGUUAAAUAUUUUUUUUAGAAACUUGUGACGUGAGUGAGAUGCGCCUUAUUGCCCUGUAUGUGAAUGUUUUCUGAAUUUUCCUUGAGUUCCUUCUGUAAUCAACUUGACAUGUCUGUAGGUGGGUUACUAAUUAGUAUUCUAUUAUACUGUACAAUACACUUGUUCUAGAUUUUGCGUCAGUAACGUAUUUCUUUGGCUUAACUGAAAUAUAAAGCAGUACAAUGACAUGCCGGGCAGUAUGGCGACCAUACAUAAGGCAGCUCAUGUGUCAUACUGAGUGGUUUCCACCAUUGGUACCAUCAACCUUUCUCUAUCUGAGAUUAUAUCUUAGCGGUUUUUAUUUGAAAUUAGUCUCUCUUAUAAAUUGUCAUCCGCUAAAACUACUACCCAGUGGAAAGAAGAUAAAUAGAUCAUUUGACAUCAAGAGAGUCAUUUUGACAUCAUUUCAACAUCAUUUUGACCCAAAUCUGAGAUAAAAUUGAGGUCAAAAUAAUUCCCUUGAUGUCAAAUGACAUCACUUUGAUCUUUUUCUUUUUAGUGGGUAUUGUGCAACAAAAAUCUUGUUACAAUGAAAUUAAUUGUAUUUGCUUACUGUUGACCUUAAGUGGUGUGUAUUAAUGGCAAACUCAAAAUGACUGUGAAACCUUGCAGUGUGACAUCAUGGUGCGUUUCAAUUUUAUGCAUGCCUAAACUUUUUGUUACUUGUAUGCAAGUGGUCAUGUGCUGCUCAUAGGGACCCUGCAAUCUUUUGAUCUCUCCUUUAGUCAAAACUAUGCAUUCAGGGUGAGUUGAAAAUGUCGUAUUUUAAGAGAUUUUCACAUGUUUUGAUUGUGAAGGACUUAAUAAUCUAAGCCAAAUUUUUUCCAAAUGUUGGGUUUGGAUAGAUUAGAUUUAUCAGAUUAAAUCUUUAGAUAUUAUAUAGCAUCACUAUAUUAAGUUAAAAGUAUUACAGAAAGUAAUGAACAAAAGUCUAUUUAUCAAUUUGUCUUCUGUGAAGAUUCCUAAGGCAAACCACUUUAAUUUCUUGUCAUGAAAGUUUGAUACGUUUUGUGUGUUUGUGGUGCUGUGGGCAAAACCGCUUUUUCAGGCCAUUUUGUCAUUUGUCUUUGAGUAUACACAAUUUAGGCCAAGAAAUAUCUCUAGAAAUUGUUUUCUAUUCCCAGUGUUUUUCAACCGUUAAAGUGAACUACCACACAUUAUGUACACGUGUUCAUUUGAAAUUAGUUGCGUCUAGAUAUCUGGGUGUCUUGAGUGCCAAGCCAUGCUAACAUCAUAGGGCAGACUCCCAAGACGCCCACACUUUUGGAUGCAGCUGCUAAAGCUUCUACAUGUUUGGAAAAGUUUAUUGCUGGUAGUACAUUUUCUGAAAAUCUAAUCACUACAUAUUUCAGCUUAUGUAAGACAAUAAGUAUAUCUACAUUGUUUAUUUAAAAUUGUAUGUUUGUUCAUUUAUUCUAUGGUAAAAUAUUUUGAUGUGGGAAUACAGGCAUCUGCUAAAACGCAAAAGAAAACAAAAGGAACCUGAUCAUCAAAGUUGGUUUUGCUUAUCAUCGUGCAUAUGAUCUUCAUAUAUUACAGAGGUCCAACUCAUGUCUGAGACAUUAGAUUGUUCAAAAUACUUGUUGAUAAACAUAAUUUCCAAUCAUUGUCUCACACGUUUGUUGCUUUUUAUUCAUUUAAAAGUUUUACGUCAAACCUGUUUUGGAUGAGUCGCAUUUGUUUCUCACUUUCAUAUUUUCUUUUAAAAAGCGCAACUUUUCUCUUACUGUAUUUUUUUCUGUGGCCAUAUCUUUGACUGCCAUAUCAGAUCAUAUCCAUACCAUACUUUAAAAAGUAUGUGUUUUCAAAGUUAUAUUUCUGUCUCCCUUUUGAACUUAUCAUUGCUUUCAUUUCUUUAUGCAAUAGGUAUUGGUGAAGUACAACUGCAUUCGUUAUGCAAAUAUGAAGACGAAAACAAAAUGACUAGUAUUAUAUGUAUGUAGUUGGAAUUUCAUUUGGAAAUGUACUUUUAUUUUAUUUUAAUGAAAUAGCUUUUGUACAGUUCAAAUUAUGGUUAAUGACUGCUGUGCUAGCUUCAAAAGCCUGCGUUAGCAACCCAGCAAGCUGGUAUGUGGACCAUGUGAAUGCCCUCAAAACCGCAAACUCAAUUUCUGUGUGUCAAAGUUGUUGGUCGUGAUUUUUCCUCAAAAACUUAUGUCCCAAAAUUGACAUGAAAUAUUAACAUUGUAUUCAAAACUGAAAGUAUUAUUUGUGUAGACUUACCAAGAGAAAUGUUGGUCUAUUAUAUAGGUAGCAUGCAGUGAUAGUGUUUUUAUUUGUUUGUUUUAGACCACAAUAUUUUUAUUUAUAUUUGAUUUUACAUCAGAUUGUUUUCUUUAAGGAUGCAAUUCAUUUGUCUCCCUAAUCUUUAUCAUCUAUUGUGAUAGAAUUUGUUUCUCGACAUCAUCUGAAAACUCAGUUUUAUUUGUGAUGACAACAGCAGUAUGUAAGUAAGUGUGUGUAUGGAAAAUGUGUUACUUCUUUUGUGAAUGAAAUCUUUUAUAUGGCCCUGAUUGACAUAAUUGCAAUUUGUAUAGAGCCACUCUUAAAGUGUAAAACACUAUUUUGUACAAAGUUGCUUACAUCGGAUACAGAAACAAAAUGUUGCCAUAUAUAUAAAUUUAUAUAUUUUGAUUUAUGGAAUAAAUAUACAGUUGUAAAAA